AUUCACUAAUGUUUGCUGACUUUAGUGCACCAAAAUGAUAAGACUUGGGACUUUUAAUAGCUAGUCUUCACCAAUUCGAUGCAAGCGGAACACCUUCAAGAGGAAAAACUAAGAUGAAUAACAUUUCUGGACAAUUUCGAAAGACGACAUGGGAUCCAAUCCUUAUAAUAUCACAAAUAAUAGCCGUUCAAGCAGUGAUAUACGUUUGCCUCGGGGUAUGGAUAUGGAUUGUUGCCUCCCUUCUUGGAUCGACAAAGUCGUUAGAUUAUGCUUUUCAGUACAGUGAACUCCACGUUCGUGAUUUGGGUGGAAAAAUGGUUAUCACUAUGUUCUUGUUUAAUGCCUUGAUUGGAGCCUUAGUCUUGUGGUGGAUUGUACAAAGGACUAAACAAUGUAUGGACUUUGCGUGCACCGCUCAUCUGAUUCACUUAUUUUGCUGUUGGGGUUACAACUACAGUUUUCCAACAAGUUUCAGCUGGUGGUGCCUGAACAUCGUUUCUGUUACCAUAAUGUGCAUAUGUGGAGAAUUCUUGUGCAUGAGAACUGAACUCCAAGCAAUCCCUCUUGGAAUGAAUACCCAAAAAACAGCUUUGUAAAUGGAAUCAUUUUACUUGUAUUAUAGAUUCAUUUUAAUCGAUCUAAUUUAUUACUAAAAAUAUAAAACAGUGGAAAAAACCAAUAGAAACCUAAUAAAUGUUGAUAGUACGAACUUUAUGAAAGAAAAAGCCAGAGUAUCAUUUUUUACUUCCAAUGUUGAAGUAAUAUUAUCCCAAGAUUUGACAUUUAUCGCAGGAACUGAGAGUAGAUGGAGAUUAAGGAAUUCAGUAACAGAUUCAAGUCACAAAGUGGUUGACCAGAGUAAGGA
Diprion similis is the source of this 865-nucleotide messenger RNA. RefSeq names its product protein SYS1 homolog (gene Sys1). Lineage: Eukaryota; Metazoa; Arthropoda; Insecta; Hymenoptera; Diprionidae. The record is from RefSeq and is a predicted model, not a curated record. The coding region runs from base 114 to 596 and encodes 160 amino acids. Gene Ontology annotation, cellular component: Golgi membrane; trans-Golgi network. Gene Ontology annotation, biological process: Golgi to endosome transport; protein localization to Golgi apparatus; Golgi to plasma membrane protein transport. The transcript has a single exon.